Olea europaea var. sylvestris is the source of this 750-nucleotide messenger RNA. Its product is annotated as biogenesis of lysosome-related organelles complex 1 subunit 2. The record is from RefSeq and is a predicted model, not a curated record. The coding region runs from base 301 to 663 and encodes 120 amino acids. The transcript is spliced from 4 exons. Lineage: Eukaryota; Viridiplantae; Streptophyta; Magnoliopsida; Lamiales; Oleaceae.
ACUGUAACCCGUGUCGUUCAACUCUUAAAGCAAAGCGGACAAGCAGCUAAGGAUUUUCUUUCCUCGGUAUUAAGCUGAAAUUUGGGGAAGAGACAAAGAGGGAGACAUAUUCAUCACUCGUUGCCACCAUUUUAUCUUGUGUUGCAGUGAUUUCUACUCAACUUCUUCAUCAACAAAAUUGAAAGUAGUGUUAAUGAGGAUCUAGCCAAUGCAAAUCUCCCUCAACUUCAUAGACGGAGAAAUUUCAAGCAAAGACUGAUAAGGUUAAUUUGUUGAGGUGGGCUCAGAACCUGAUCCCUAAUGGCUUCUGGUACGGAGGAUCAGAAAGACCAACUGGCUGAGUCCCUUGACGACCUUUUUACCAGUGUCUCGACCAUGAUCAAAGGCGAGCUUCAGGGAACAAACAAUAUACUUGAGCUCUUGGAGAAAAUGAAUGUAAGAGUAGCUGAAGAAUACAAAGGCUUUGGUGAUGUGGCAUCGGGAUUAAGAGUAUUUGUGGAGCAAUUGAAAUCCAAAAGCAAUAGCUUUGACGAGUAUGUUCAGCAGAUUGAUGCUAUAGAGAGGCAAGUUACAGAAUUUGAAGCUGUGAUUUCAAUGCUUGAUAAACAUGUUUCAUUACUAGAAUCAAAAAUGCAAUCUGUUUACCAGAUUCCACCAUCAUAAAACAGUUAUAUUCGUUCUUUAGUGAAAUUGAUUUCAUUUUGAUCUUAAUACAUUCAUGUCAAUGAUUAAUACAUCUUGCUUUACAUA